AUGGCUGGAGAUAUCAUCGACCUGGUAUCUUCAAGCCCCACAGUCCGAAGAACCCAAUCUAUUCAAACAAAUGAGCUGCCACCUAGCACACAGGCGAAGACUCUACACGGCGGGCUGGCACUCUCGACAACAGCGAAAGGGCUUGAGCUGCUUUCCGACACUUGGCUGUAUUCUAGCGAUGCUUCCGAAACUGCUGAGUUUGUAAGCAGUCAACAGUCUCGAAAACGACCUCGUUUGAGCACUCUUGCUGGAUCAAACCGUCUCAACAGGCUGUCGACGGCGGGGUUACCUGCGGCGCAACCCAUCGAUUUAACUAGCCCUGGUUGUGGCAGCAGACCCUCGACAGCUACACAAUCUGUAAAUAAGACACACACAACAGUAAAAUCUAGCGCGGAUGCUGUGUGUCCCCAAUUUUCGGAUCCCUUUGGCAGUUCGCCUCCCAGGGCCCCGAAGCCAAAAGAAUCGGUACCGGUAGCCCGCACACGAUUAUUGCUAGAGGACAUCUCAUCAGACCCAUUUGGAAGUUCUCCAGCCCCAGCUCUAGCUAAGACGAUUCAACCAGCCCCAUCAGCGUCGUCACGCACCGCUUAUGCUACCGGCACAAAUGGCACUCGAACAAGGCGUGAAGUGCCAGUUGCCUGGGAUCCCAUAUCCAGCUCCAUUCCAGAAUCUCCAUUGGUCCAGAACAAGGCUCCGACUGCAAACCGUGCCCGAAGUCUGUCUAUUAUAAGCAUUGGGGACACAUGCUCAUCAGGCUCAGAGGACGACCUCCCACCACUUGCACAGUUUGACUUAUCACAGCCAUCAGUCAGCGCCACUACACACACAUACACGCAUACAUAUUCAAAGCCCGCAACUACUUCAAGACCUUCCAAGCCUGCUGCUGCCAGAACAUUUGCUCGAACUACCAGCCUCGCGAGUGGUGAGCGAGCCAAGAAACGGGAAGAACGCGACGCUUCCAAGGCUGCUGAGAAGGAGCAAAAGCGUCGCGAAAGAGAGGACCUUAAAGAACAGAAACGUCUAGAAAAGGAACAAGCAGCAGCCAUUGCUGAAGUUAACAAAGCAAGAACAGACAGGAAGGUAUCUGCUAUGGAAAUGAUUGCAGAACUGCCCACGUCACUCGAGGCUGGCCUCAGAGUGCAGGUGGAAACGUUUUUGGAGCAGAUGGGGGUACAAUACGGCUCGUGGGAGAGCCCAGUUAGCAAUGUGAUUUGCUGGAAGCGCAAGAUUACCAGCCGCUUUGACGACGAGUCCGGCCAGUGGGUGCCAGCGCCGUUGCGCGUACAGGACGAAAACCACAUUGUCAAGAUUCUCACUGCUGAUGAGUUGGUCACCUUGGCCGUUGGAAACAAGCUCGACGAAGACAUACAAGCUUUGAAGGAGAAAUUCCCAGGCAAAAAGACUAUAUAUAUUCUAGAAGGUGUCACUACAUGGAUGCGUAGAAACCGCAACCUGCGCAACCGCCAAUUCACGUCAAACGUCCGCCAAGAAACCACCGCUGCCUCCAGGCGGCGAAACAACCAGCCUAUCCAGGAGUAUAUCGAAGAAGACAUUAUCGAAGAUGCAAUGCUAGAGCUUCAGGUGCAGCAUGGUAUGCUUAUUCACCAUACCUCUAUCACACUGGAAACGGCACAAUGGAUUGCGUCCUUCACUCAACACAUCUCCACCAUUCCAUACAAGAAGCAGCGGGACGAAGCCACGGCUACAGCACGAUUCUGCAUGGACAGCGGCCAAGUCAAGACCGGUGAAAAUAACCGAGACACUUAUAUUCGAAUGCUACAAGAAAUCUUCCGAGUCACGGCACCCAUUGCCUACAGUGUUGCAGGCGAGUUUGGAUCCGUCACCAAACUCGUCAAUGGCUUAUCUGAAGGAGGAUCCAAGCGACUCGAAGCUGUGCAUAAGAGCGCCAACAAGGAUGGUGCGCUAUCUGAUAGAGUCAUCGGGCCCGCCAUCAGCCGCCGCCUACAUAAAAUCUUUACUGGCACUGAUGAGAUGAGCACCGACGUAUAA
This is a messenger RNA of [Torrubiella] hemipterigena, 2010 nucleotides long. The record is from the annotation of a GenBank genome assembly. Lineage: Eukaryota; Fungi; Ascomycota; Sordariomycetes; Hypocreales; Clavicipitaceae.